AUGGUGGUGUCAGUGGGGCCAUCCUCGGAAAGUGGUAGUCGGUUUUUAGAGGCUUGCUGCAGUCCUGAGGGUGAAGUUUAUUUAGUCGAUGGGGCCAGAAUUCAGCGGCGGGUCAGGGCUGGGGCGGUAGCGGCCCUGAAGUCAGCGGGCGCAGGGCGGGAACGUAAGUGUUCUCUUGUGGUGUCCGGAGAGAGUGAUGCGGACCCGAGGCUCCCCCUGAAGAGGCCCCCGGUUGUGGGCCAGCGAGGAAGUGCCAAGCGGGACCGUAAGGCCAUCAACCUGCAGAUGAAACUGGAGGUGCUGCGGCGCUUCGAAGCUGGAGAGAAGCUCAGCCGGAUCGGGAGGGCGCUGGGGCUCUCCACCUCCACUGUGGCCACCAUACGUGAUAACAAGGACAAGAUCCGCGCGAGCUCCCAGGCGGCCACCCCGCGCGCGGCGGCCACGCUGACGCGCAGCCGCAGCCUGGUGAUGGAGAACAUGGAGCGGCUGCUGGGCCUGUGGAUCGAGGACCAGCACCGGCGCCACGUGCCGGUCAGCGUGGUGCUCGUGCAGGAGAAGGCCCGCAGCCUGUUUGAGGAGCUCAAGCGGGCGCAGGGCGAGGGUGCCAAGGCGGAGACCUUUGGGGCCAGCCGCGGCUGGUUCGCGCGCUUCAAGGCGCGGCACGGGCUGCUCGGCCUGGGCGCCGCUGGCGAGGCGGUGCGCGCGGACGCGGGGCCUGCGCGCCGGUACCCGGCGCUGCUGCGGCGGGUGAUCCAGGAGGGCGGCUACACGGCCCGGCAGGUGUUCAAGGUGGACGAGACCCGGCUCUUCUGGAGGCGGCUGCCGGGCAGCACGGCCCCUUCCCCGGGGGAGAAGCCCGGCCCCGGGCUCCCAGCCGCCCGAGAUCUCCUGACCCUGCUGCUCGGCAGCAACGCCGCCGGCGACUUCAAGCUGAAGCCGCUGCUGGUGUACCCCUCGGAGAGCCCGCGCGCCCUCGGGGGCUUCUCCAAGCCCAACCUGCCUGUGCUGUGGCGCUCGCACAGGAAGGCCCGGGUCACUGUGAGCCUCUUCCAGGAGUGGUUCGUGCACUUCUUCUGCCCCGCCGUGGAGAGGUACUGCGCCGGGCACGGGCUCCCGUAUAAAGCUCUGCUUGUCCUGGACCGCGCUCCCGGCCGCCCCGGCAAUCUGGACGACCUCUCCGACCACGUGCGCGUGGAGUACCUGCCCAAGGACACCACGACCCUCAUCCAGCCCAUGACCCAGGACGUGGUCGCCACGUUCAAGGCCUGCUACCUGCGGAGGGUCUUCUGCCUCUUGGCGGCGAGGGCGGGAGGCGCAGGCGAGCAGUCAGCGGCCCUGGACUUCUGGCGGGACUACAGCAUCCUGGACGCCGUGUACAACAUCUCCGAGUCCUGGGAGGAGGUCCCGUCCGCGACAUUGAACGGGGGCUGGAGGAAGCUGUGGCCUGAGUGCCUCCAGCAUGAUGCCUGCGGCCCGCACGUGGAGAGCCUCCCACAGAUCCGGCGGGAAGUCGUGUCGCUGGCGCACCGCCUGGGUUUCAGGGAGGUGGCAGAGGUGGAUGUGGUGGAGCUGCUGCAGAGCCAGGGCGCAGACCUGUCCAACGAGGAGCUGGUGGGGCUGGAGCAGCAGCGGGCAGCCGGGGCGGAGGGCGAGGACAGCUCGACGGUCUACCGCCAGCUCACCGCCAGGCACCUGGCCGAGGCCUUAGCACAUUUCGAUGCUGGCCUGCAGAUCGUCAGGGACAACGACCCCAACUUGGAGCGCAGCCUCCGCGUCUGCCGGGGCGUGAACAGCGUGAUCAGCUGCUAUCGGGAGCUCUUCAAGGAGAAGAGAGGCCCCAGCUAG
This is a messenger RNA of Hippopotamus amphibius kiboko, 1845 nucleotides long. Its product is annotated as tigger transposable element-derived protein 1-like. Gene Ontology annotation, molecular function: DNA binding. Bases 1 to 1845 code for a protein of 614 amino acids. Gene Ontology annotation, cellular component: nucleus. The transcript is spliced from 2 exons. NCBI's taxonomy places the organism in Eukaryota, Metazoa, Chordata, Mammalia, Artiodactyla, Hippopotamidae. The record is from RefSeq and is a predicted model, not a curated record.